UGAGCCCAUCCAAGCAAGUUUUUGUGUCGUAGUUGCAUAUUUUAUAGUCGUUUCAUAUUAGCCUCGAGUUUGGCUUAGUGACUUGGUGGUUUCUGGUGCAGGCUUGUGGCGACUGGCGAGCGUGGUUCUAAAGAUAAGGUUUGCAUUCGCUCCUUCUCCCUCCCUUUCACUACUUCAUAUCCAUUUCCUUUCUCAAUUUCUCGUCUUCCCUUCUGAAUUCCCCAUUCCAGCCAUGACUUUAAACCUAGUUGCUUCAUUCAGAGGUCUCUCUCUCGCCUCUUCUUCCUCUUUCUUCAAAGGCGAUUUCGGCUCUAUUCAUACCCCUCCUAACCUCUCCCUCUCCUUCCCAAACACAUUUCCUUUAACCAUUGAAAACGCCCACAAGAAAGGAGCUGGUAGCACCAAGAACGGUCGUGAUUCCAAGGGCCAGAGGCUCGGCGUUAAAAUCUUCGGGGAUCAAGUUGCUAAACCUGGUUCCAUUAUUGUUCGUCAGCGUGGAACUAAGUUCCAUGCCGGAAACAAUGUAGGGCUUGGCAAGGACCAUACAAUUUUCUCAUUGAUUGAUGGACUUGUAAAGUUCGAGAAGUAUGGACCUGACAAGAAGAAGGUGAGUGUUUACCCAAGAGAAGUGCAGCCUGAGAAUCCAAACAGCUAUAGAGCAAGGAAGAGGGAGUAUUUCAGGUUGCAAAGAGAGCGCAAGAAAGCAAGAAAGGAAGGCAUUAUUGCUCAACCCCAAUUAAUAUUAGCUUCCACUGAUGAUGUUGAAACCAAUCCAGUUUGCUGAUUUCACUUCAAUCUCUGCUUGUUUUAAAGCCCUGAUGAUCUUGAAGAUUGAAGGUCUGCUUCUAUAGCUUCUCCUUUCUUUUUCUUUUUUUUUUCUUUCCUUUUUUUUUUUUUUUUUUUUUAGUUUAUGCACAUAUAAUUUGUCAGAUUCUUCACAGGAGUGUGUUUCAUUAUCAUUCUCAAUUAGCAAUGUUCUACUUUUUGCCCCUA
This is a messenger RNA of Cucumis melo (muskmelon), 993 nucleotides long. RefSeq names its product 50S ribosomal protein L27, chloroplastic. Gene Ontology annotation, molecular function: structural constituent of ribosome. NCBI's taxonomy places the organism in Eukaryota, Viridiplantae, Streptophyta, Magnoliopsida, Cucurbitales, Cucurbitaceae. The record is from RefSeq and is a predicted model, not a curated record. The transcript is spliced from 3 exons. The coding region runs from base 233 to 784 and encodes 183 amino acids. Gene Ontology annotation, biological process: translation. Gene Ontology annotation, cellular component: ribosome.